This is a messenger RNA of Symbiodinium sp. CCMP2592, 1281 nucleotides long. Lineage: Eukaryota; Dinophyceae; Suessiales; Symbiodiniaceae. The record is from the annotation of a GenBank genome assembly.
AUGCCGUGCCUUCAAUCACCGUUACUGGCAGGUACAGGUGGUAAUGGCCAAUGGCUUCGCGCAGCUUCGGGCUCUUACGGGGUGGGGCUGGCAGACCCAGUCAAGGGGAUCGCCAUGGAGACGGAGCCAGACGAUCCCAUUGCAGAGCGAUACGAAUCACCAACCGCAAUGACGCUUGGCCUAAUCGUGUUUUCUUCCAGCUUUCUUGGGCUCUUUGUGGCUGCAGCAUUGGCAUCCCAUUCCAUGCUAGAGUUUCUGGCAGCGGCACUGCUUUGGCCAGCCUGCCUUCUAUGGCUGAACUGGUGCGUCCUGGUGCCAGGAAGGCAAAGGCAGAGGCAGAGGCGGCGAGGCGAGACAGUGCUGGGAUGUGUCGGGCUCUUUCUGGCCCCCGUCUGCGUGGAGGCGACACGGCGUGGGCCUGGGCGAAUCAUUGGAAUCUCGGAAUCCGCAGCGGCGAUCCUCUGCUCAGUGCGGGCGCUGCAGCUUUUGAUGCGCCUCGAAGCCGUCGAAGACGAGACCGACGAGGCGGGCGCAUGCUGCGGCGAGCCGCCGCAGGAGCCGCAAGAGCGUUCCCCUCCAGACACUCCCACUCCCGGCGGCCGGACACCGCGGACACCUGCCUGGGGACGGUGGCGACGCUUCUAUCAAAUGGCAUGUCUCAGUUGGCACGACAUGGACCGAGUGAAGGCACUCGACCCCAGGGAGCAUCGAAGGCACUACCAGAGCACGCUGAAGGAGCUACUCCUCGCAGCCUUGGGGCUUGCAGCCUGUGUGCUCGCCUUGCACAUCCUGCCCAGCAACGCAUUUGCCAACAUUGGCUUAGGCAUAUUCGGGGCUGGCAGCGUCGUGUUUGGGUUCUACACCUUUGAUCGCGGCUACUUGUUCCUCCUCUCUUACUUCAACAAGUUGAGUGUGCACUCCAUUUUCGGACCUGGUUUAUGGCAAUCCAGGACCAUCAAAGAUUUCUGGAGGCAGUGGAAUCUGCCUGUGCAAAGGAUGCUCCUCAAGGGCGUCUUUGUGCCCUUGCGAAACAUGGGCUACUCCAAAGGCUGCUGCGGGUUUUUGGUCUUCCUUGCCUCUGGGCUUGGGCACGCCUGGCCUUUUUGGUGUGUUGGAGCUCCGAGCUGGCAGACGGCCAUGAUGCUCCUGUUCUUCGUCACUCAAGUCAUCCCACUUCAGCUCGAGUCCAGAUUGCAGAUUCAAGGCCGAGCCUGGGUUUACACCGUUGAAGUGCUCCUGUCGCCUCUUUUCGUUUGGCCUUUGCUUCACGCCUUUGCAUAG